Drosophila santomea is the source of this 1310-nucleotide messenger RNA. RefSeq lists its product as uncharacterized. The coding region runs from base 366 to 959 and encodes 197 amino acids. The transcript has a single exon. The record is from RefSeq and is a predicted model, not a curated record. NCBI's taxonomy places the organism in Eukaryota, Metazoa, Arthropoda, Insecta, Diptera, Drosophilidae.
CAUUAGCGUUCAAUAGCCAAUGUGCCAGUGUGCAGUAAACACGGCGAGAGCGAUACCUCAAAUCACCCCACUCAAUCCACAAUAAAAGUUCAAAAAACCGAGGGAGUUCCCCUGGCGGAAGCAGACGAUCCCCCCAGCACACACAAUUGGAUAUCUUUGACCUUAGCCAUCUGCGUUGACAUCCGACGGAUUGCUCAUCGUUCGGAGUGUUCCCCCAUCGACAGAGAAGACACACAAACAGAGAUAGAGAUAGUGAUAGUCGUGGACAAAGAAUUGGAGAAUGAGCUAACCGACGGACUGGACGGUGAUUUUUACGAGUGAUUAGCAGCGGAAAGAAACGAAAUCGUCGGUAAUUCACACCGAAAAUGGGCGUUCGUGUGAUAGAAACCGAUUCGGCGAGCGAUUCGUAUGACGAUGACGAGUGCUCCACUUGCCAGAAAGAGCAAGCGUCGGGUAAAUCCCCCAAUAAGAGCAAGAGGAGUUCCACGCCGCCGGAAGCAACCGUCUAUGCCAGCAAGGAUCUGGUGGGCAACUGCAAGGAGUACCGCAUCGAGAACAACUCACGCGAUCUGCGGAUCAUCGGCAAUGGCAACCGGAUACGGAUUGUGAACAACUCCGGGAGUCUGCAAAUAAUCGGCAACAGCACCAGAUUGAAGAUCCAGAGCAAUAGCGGAUCCCUGAAGUACAUGGGCAAUGAUGGGCGCAUCUACCUGGGCAGCAGUUCCACGCAGCAAGUGGUCGACUACACGGGCUGCAAUGGACUGCUCAAGGUGGUCAAGUCCCUGGAUCUCAGCGGCGAUGCCAAGAGAAAGCCCAGCUCUCGAUCGAAAAACCCCAAGCCCACGGAUGCUGGCCAAAGUCAUAGCCAGUCCAGUGGCAUUGAGAUCGACAGCAAUCUCACGAUCCAGCACGGAGCUGGUAACAUUGUGAUCAAGAAUGCCAUCAACGUGAGCAUUUGAGAAUCGGGAGCUCUCUAUAUCAUCAUCGUAGGCCAAAGAUUAAUGCACCGAAACUCUUGCCGCCGAACGCAAAGGUUCCUAUUGACUUCAAAAUUGUUUAGUCAUUUAGUCUUAAUGUGCCUUUCGACUGCUACAAAUAUUUAACAUCACAAUCCAUUCAGCAAUGUCAAGUAUUAACCGCCACGUCGCUAGUCCAAAAAUCCAUUAUUAUUCACAAAAUACCAUACCCACUGAUUAGGGAAAUAUACAUAUGUAUAUGCAUAGUCGUAAUAUAGCGCAGUGUGAACAAAGCCUGAACUUCAUUCCGCGAAUGAAUAAUCUGAUUAAAAAAUAAAAGUAUUUGUCUAAAUA